UUUACAUUUUUUAGCCCAUGCUCGGUGUGUCAUACUGCCGAAUCGUGUAUGCGGUCACUCGCAUUUAGUCGCUUUUCAACACUAUAAAAAAACUAAACGGGUAGCUGAAAAUUACAAUCACAGGACUUAAUUUUAUACACGGCAAUGGAAUCGGAGACGAAUGCGAGCGGCGAGGAGAAGCCGCAAGAGAACCCCUCGACAGUGCCCAUGGACACGCUGGAUCCGCCGCCACCGAGUGGCAGCUCCAAGACCCUCAAACGCUGCCUCAGUGUGCCAAUAAUCCGGACUCCGCCGGCGGGUAAAUCGGGAAAGACCCCGAUGACCACACGCGCAGCCGCAGCGGCUGCUCUGGCGGCCAAGGAGCACGAGCAGACGCCCAAGAAGAGCCAACAGGUGGUGGAUAUCCAGAUGCCGAAUGUACCAUCCAUCGAUUGCUUCGGCAAGAACAUACACAUACGAUCCCAGCCCAAUUCCAGGGAGGUUUCCCCGGCUCCCGUCUUCAAUAUAUUCACACCUCGAGCCAGACGGUAUUCGGCCAGCUAUAGCCCACUGACCACGGCAGCCAAUGGAGCCACCCUCUGCCUCACUCCGCGGGUUUCCCAGCUGAGGCAGGAGGAAUGCGCCGACCUGAACAGCCGGGAGGUAAACCAUGAGCGGGAAGUUCAUCGGGAAAUACAGAUCUCGCAGAGCUGGGAGGAUCUCACACUGGUAGCCGAGAACUGGUCGUGCAAAUCGGACGAGUUCUCCAAUCCCCUGCAGGUCAGCCUGCCACCCACCGGCACUACCAGCUGUUCCAGUCCCAGUCCCACCAACAAUCGCGCGGGCAUGAGACUACCAUACUCCCCGUCGCCCACGAGACGCACUUUUGCCACCAGGCGGUCGAUGUCUCCCAUUGCCAUGAGGCCAUCUCAGCUGGGACCCGUGAAGAGAAAAUUCGAGCUGGACGAUAAUCCCACUCAGGGAAGCAACUGGAGCGUGUACUCUCCUCCGCCUGUGAAGAAGAUAUUCACGGAAAGUCGCGGCUCCUCACCGGUGUGCCAAUCGCCGUCGUCGGUGUGUCCCAGUCCCGACUCCGGAACCUUUGACGGUCGCCUUACGCCCAAGUUGUUCAUCUCGAAGCUGUGCACAAGUAAUUCGGUGAGCGGAAGUGGAAUAAAUAAUAACAGCAGCAGCUCGGGAUGUCCGUCGCCCGUUUCCGCUUCGCCCGGUGGAGUUGGCAGCGGUCCAAAUCUGGAGGCUGCCAUGUGCCUCGUUUCCGGCGGCAGCCAGAGCCAAAGCAUCGACGAGGGCAUUUCCAUACCCGAAUCGGAGACGCACUCCUGCCGCAGUCGCACCUCUUCCAUACUGUCCACCGCAUCGUCCAGUACGCAGGUGCUGGUCAACGACCUGGUGGACGAUGCCACUCUAAUGGACGAUGCCAAGAGUGAGACCUCCUCGAUCGGUGGAUGCUCCACCAUUAGCAUAGAGUCAUCCUCCUGCGACAGCGGUGCCAAGACAGCUGCCACCUUCCUGAAUCGCCUGGUGGUGGAUUCGGAUGGCGGUGGUUCGCCGCUGGCCCAAAAGAGCUUCUAUAUCAACAAGCAGGGAUUGUCGGGCGCCAAGAAGUUUGUUGUCAACCACGAGCGAACGGGAGCCGCCAGCAAAGAUGUGCCGCAAAAGCUUUAAAAACAUACACAGAUUUAUCUUAGCUUAGGGGUCGGUUUUAGGAAUGCUACGAAAUGCUUAUAAUCUCAGGAGCCAAACAUUAAUCUUUGGUACACUUUAGAUGAUUUGCUUUGAAACUAUUUUCUGAUAAACUAUUUUCCGAUAGCUUGAUCAUUUUUAAGUUUUAGAAUGUCCCAUUUUUUUCACAUAAAUCCACAAGCAAUAUUUUUUAUAAAAAAAAAUUAAUUAAGAAUACCUUUGGAGAAAUAUGUAGAAGGCUAAAAAGUGUUUAAAAUGUAUAUUUCCCAUAGUCUUCAAAGCAAAUCUCCCUGAAGACACAGCAGAUAAAUUAGUGGUACUUUGAUUUUUGUUCAAGAAAAUCGACCCAAAAUAACCAAUUACACACACGCUUAAGAUGGGGGUUCCACACGAUCCUCCGACGUGCUUAACAUUAGAUCGUAGCUUUGUUGUACAUAGUUAAGUUGUUUGUCUGAAGUUCUAAACCAUAUUGCAUAUCAUUUAUCGAAGCACACUUGCACCCCCCUUUCAUCCCUAGAAAACAUUCGUUUUUAAUAUGUUAGCCUAAGGUUUACUAUAUAUAGCCAGAGUUUAUUUCCCCGAUCUUUGUGUUAUAUCAUGUUCUGCAUUUCCAAUGUUUUGAUUAAACAAUGCCUUUUUUUUUGAACCCACUUUCUUAUUUAAGUAAAAGUUUAUAGUUUAGUUUUGUUUUUAGUCGCCACCUCACCCUAGAUUUUAGGAAGAAAACCCCAAUUUUGCCAAAUAUGUUUCCUCUAUGCUUAUAUGUAAUCCAGCAUUAUAUUGCCUAUAAUGUGAUCCAAUUAAGCGUGGAUAUCUGCGCGUAUCCCCAAAAACCUACUGAUAUAGUAACGCAUAUAUAAUAUAGAUUUACGAUUCGAUUCUAAUUAUCGUAAGCGAAUUUACGUAGUUUCAGGAAAAUGUUACAUAUACUUAGAAAGGAUCCAAAACGAAAGAAUUGCCUAAUACACAUUUUUUCAAUUGAUCAAA
Messenger RNA from Drosophila yakuba, 2670 nucleotides. RefSeq lists its product as uncharacterized. Gene Ontology annotation, molecular function: protein serine/threonine phosphatase inhibitor activity. The transcript is spliced from 3 exons. The record is from RefSeq and is a predicted model, not a curated record. NCBI's taxonomy places the organism in Eukaryota, Metazoa, Arthropoda, Insecta, Diptera, Drosophilidae. The coding region runs from base 145 to 1665 and encodes 506 amino acids.